Molecule: messenger RNA, 1698 nt
Organism: Dichomitus squalens LYAD-421 SS1
Lineage: Eukaryota; Fungi; Basidiomycota; Agaricomycetes; Polyporales; Polyporaceae
Exons: 3
Coding region: 36-1577 (513 amino acids)
Source: RefSeq, a predicted model, not a curated record
CGAUCGAACAGCUCUGGAGCUUCCGCAGCUUCGAGAUGUAUAAACGCAAGUUUGAAGAUAUCCUUGGAGCAGCGGAUAUGGGAGACAUAUACGUGACGAUAUUCUUGGUGCUUGCCACCGCUCUGACGAUCUCUUAUGCCUUCUUUAUGUCUUCCAAUCGUUUCAGACUCGUGCCUUCAUUGCUCAGCCCUUCCCCUACUCAGAAGGCCCCACAAACACGGCGUAACUCUGAGGCCGAUAUUGUAGACGAGAUCGACAGUCCGCGCCUUGUUAUAUCUGCUGUGGUGAAUUCAUCCGACCGCACUUCAGCCACUGAGAUAGCUGACGUCUUCGCGCUUGGCAAGCCCGUUGUCGACCACCAGACGUCUGUGGCGGCGAGUGAUGAUGUCCACCGCCGAGAAGUCAUCGGCGACCCUUCUGCGCUGUCAGAGACCACAGCUACGCCCACUACUAGCGAUGACGGUGAGGCCGCGGUGGCUAUCUCCGAAGCAUAUGGAACAGCGAAACGCGUCUCGGAUGCGCUGCUUACAGAUAAUGACGUCGCUGGCUCACCGGUCAAUAAGCCUUCUGAUGUCCAGCUUGGUGACUUCAAGUUUCCAGAGAUGUCGGACCAUGAAGACGAUCAGGGGGCCGCGCGUCCUAUAGCAGAGCCCAUACCCGACGAUGGCCCGUCUUCUCAACAUCGGGAAGAACCGCCGCAUGGCUUGUUCAUGGAGGGAACGCCCCUCACAGUCCCCUCUGAGGCCGUCGCGGAGUCAGUCUCGUUGGAUCCUCCUUUUCUCCUCGCUGCUCACAGCAACGACGCACCUCGCGAGAGGCCAUGUUCUGAGCCAGGGGAUGACGUUGACCCUUGCGAAACCACUGCUUCCGCAUUCAUGCCUGUCGCCGUUGACAAGCCUCACGACCUGGGGUUACUGGGAUUACGUGACUUUGAGCCAACAGCAACAUCGAUUUCGGAGGCUUCAGAACCGGGCACUGAUCCUCUCCUCGCUUCGUAUGUUCUACAAACUUCAUUACUCUCUCCGGGGGCAGGGACUGCGGGAGACCUUGACUCGACCUCUGAGACCAUAAUUGGGCUCGAUGCCGAUGAUGACUGGACGUCUGUCGCCCUCGAAGAGUCUCAUACACCACGUCCCUCGUGGCCUGUAGAGAUCCGUAAGGGGCCGUCCCCAAUCGUCCAGACGGCAGCCCCAGAGCAUGCUGAGCAAGACCACAUCGCUGCUUCUGCUGUGCUCCUCAGUCGGAGCCAUUGGGCAUCGGCCAUUCUUGUUCCAGCUGCUACGGACAUCGUGGACGGCGACCUUCCCUCGCCUCCCUCUUCUGUGUCGUCGGGACGCUCGCGCCCGCGCGUGCACACUCCAGAACGCCCUGACUGGGCAGUCGCGCCCCAGGACGAACACGCCGACGCACACGACGAACGACAACAGAGGCGGCACAGUCUUGACAACCCCGACUGGGCCGUCGCCCCCGAUGUGCCGACGACAGGGAAGAAGAAGGGGAGGAGAAGCGACCCAGGGUCUAGCAGCACUGGCAGUGGAGCCCGGAAGAGGUCACGGCGGGGCCGGUCUUCUCGGUAGGCGGGUUGAUAUACAAGGAUUCUCGGACUCGCAAUUAUCGAUACCGAACAUAUGCUACCUCUCUAUCUCAUUGUGGAUACAAGAAUCGUUGUGCAGCGCGCUGCAACUUCAAUAUGCAGGU